AUGAGCGAAAUCCUCGUUAUCACUUGCCCAGGCGGCAAACAAUGCAGUCGCAUGAUUCCUCUGCUAUACAACAAAGGCAAAUUCCGCCUCCGACUAGCCGCACACUCUGCAGCAUCAGCCGAAAAGCUACAAAACACCUACCCGGAUGCGGAGAUAGUCCAAGCCGAUCUCCAGUCGUUGUCCGACUGCCGCAGUCUUCUACAAGGCGCGACAGCCAUCAACGCCGUUCUACCGAGCUUGCACAGCCACGAGAAAGAAAUCGGCUUCAAUCUCGUCGACGCGGCAGUGGCAGAGUCACGCCGCGAAGGAAACGUCUUCAAACAUUUCGUUCUGUCGAGCGUACUAGGCACACAGCACCGAAGUCUUCUCCAGCACGAUCUAAAAAGCUACGUUGAAGAGAGACUAUUCCUCAGUCCAUUGGAUAACUGGACAAUCCUCAAGCCCGGAAAUUUCCUGGACGCCUACCCCGUCGCUGCCCUCGCCUCGCAAGACCACCCCGUUCUGGAAAAAUGGUGGAAACCGGAACACGCAAACAGUGUUAUUGCCCUCGAUGAUCUCGCCGCUGCAUCGGCGAAGGUCCUCAACGAGCGCGAGAAACACUACCUGGCCGAGUAUCCGCUCGUGUCAACGAUGCCGAUCUCCGAGACGGACAUUAUCAAAAUCAUCGAGAAGCGGAUCGGAAAGAGUAUUGAGUUGAAGACACCUAGUUUCGAUACGGGAGUCGCGAAACUCAUCGAUGCUCUGUAUGGGGGCCCUGAGAAGGGAGAGGGUGAGAUUGGACUCGGUCGAUGCAGUCCUGGUGAUCUGCGUGGUGACCUUGUGCGGGAUACCGUUGAGAAUUUGAUCAUGUUCUACAAUAAGCGUGGACUGAAGGGAAGUCCGAAUGUGUUGAGGAUGGUGUUGGGUCGUGAGCCGACUACGGUUGAGGCUUGGGUUGACGGUGUUGCUACGAAGGCUGGGUUUUAG
Messenger RNA from Penicillium bovifimosum, 966 nucleotides. Its product is annotated as SDR family oxidoreductase. The record is from RefSeq and is a predicted model, not a curated record. Bases 1 to 966 code for a protein of 321 amino acids. Lineage: Eukaryota; Fungi; Ascomycota; Eurotiomycetes; Eurotiales; Aspergillaceae. The transcript is spliced from 2 exons.